Molecule: messenger RNA, 1771 nt
Organism: Ipomoea triloba (trilobed morning glory)
Lineage: Eukaryota; Viridiplantae; Streptophyta; Magnoliopsida; Solanales; Convolvulaceae
Product: 26S proteasome non-ATPase regulatory subunit 11 homolog
Exons: 2
Coding region: 199-1464 (421 amino acids)
Biological process (GO): ubiquitin-dependent protein catabolic process
Cellular component (GO): proteasome regulatory particle, lid subcomplex
Molecular function (GO): structural molecule activity; protein binding
Source: RefSeq, a predicted model, not a curated record
UAAACCCAAAGAGUCCCGACAUCCCUAUGUCUCAAUGUCUCAUACCAGAAAUGAAACCCUAGCCUUCGAUCCUGUAUGACUCUCCUUUCUCUCCCUCGGAUCUCAAAUUGAGCCGCACAAGUAACUUUGCUUCCCAUCUUCCCUUCUCAAGUCGCGUUGUUGUUCCGAGGUCGCGACUUAAAUUGAAAAGCUUUGACCAUGUCUCAUCUCCCGGCAACAACAAAUUCACUCAGUGAAGCUUCUGAGGCCAAAACUCCAUCUGAGGCUAUUGCCAUUCUUUACCGCGUCCUUAAUGACCCUUCAUCUUCUUCUGAGGCUUUAAGGAUCAAAGAGCAAGCAAUCUCUAAUCUCUCUGACCUGCUGAGACAAGAGAAUCGGGCGGAGGAACUUAAAAACCUUCUGACCCAAUUGCGGCCUUUCUUUUCUUUGAUCCCUAAGGCAAAAACAGCUAAAAUCGUUCGGGUAAUUGUUGAUGCGGUGGCAAAAAUACCAGGUAUGUCUGACCUUCAGAUUUCCCUUUGCAAAGAUAUAGUGCAGUGGACCCGUGCUGAGAAGCGGACUUUUCUUCGCCAACGAAUUGAGGCGAGACUUGCUGCUCUUUUGAUGGAAAACAAGGAGUAUUCUGAGGCGUUGACACUCCUUACUGGGCUCAUCAAGGAGGUGAGAAGAUUGGACGACAAGCUGCUUCUUGUGGAGAUUGACUUACUAGAGAGCAAGCUUCAUUUUUCGUUGAGAAACCUUCCUAAAGCCAAGGCUGCACUGACAGCUGCCCGAACAGCGGCCAAUGCUAUAUAUGUGCCUCCGGGUCAGCAGGGCUCUAUCGAUCUGCAGAGUGGUAUCCUUCACGCCGAAGAGAAGGAUUACAAAACUGCUUACAGCUAUUUCUAUGAAGCAUUCGAAGCAUUCAAUGCCCUCGAAGAUCCCCAGGCCAUUUACAGCCUCAAGUACAUGUUGCUUUGCAAGAUCAUGGUGAGCCAGGCCGAUGAUGUUGCAAGCAUUAUAUCGUCACCCAAGGUCGGAUUACAAUAUCAAGGCCCAGAACUUGAUGCUAUGAAGGCUGUUGCCGAUGCUCACUCAAAACGCUCCUUGAAGCUCUUUGAGGUUGCUCUUCGAAAUUUCAAGGCCCAGUUAGACGAGGAUCAGAUUGUCCACCGGCAUCUCUCUUCCCUCUACGACACUUUGAUGGAGCAAAAUCUUUGCAGGUUGAUUGAGCCUUUCUCCCGGGUUGAAAUUGCUCACAUUGCUGAGUUGAUCGAGUUGCCUGCUGACCACGUUGAAAAGAAGCUAUCUCAGAUGAUUUUGGAUAAGAAGUUUGCUGGAACUCUCGACCAAGGUGCCGGGUGCCUCGUAAUCUUUGAUGAUCCAAAGACAGAUGCCAUAUAUCCUGCAACAUUGGAAACCAUUUCAAAUAUGGGGAAGGUUGUUGACAGUCUGUUUGUAAGAUCUGCCAAAAUAAUGGCUUGAGUUCUAGAUUGCAUACUGUCUAAAUUGACCCCAACUCGAACAGACCUAUAUUUCAAAUUCUUGUUUUGAAGGGGUUUCCUUACCCUUAGGACAAGGAUUUGGGGCAUUGAAGUCAUGAAGAUGUUCUUAGUUCAACCUUAAUCAAGUUUUAAAGUAGAAUAUGGUUUGUUAAUCAUUUUUAGUCACAUUUAGUUCCUAGUUUGACUAUUGUUGAAUCCUAAAUGGUUCAAGCUCAAUACCUCUUAAACAUCUACUAAUGCCUAACUACAUCCAUUUUGCAAUGUAUUCUACUAUACUUUAUACUUUA